Messenger RNA from Orussus abietinus, 4462 nucleotides. Its product is annotated as fibrous sheath CABYR-binding protein. Bases 582 to 2081 code for a protein of 499 amino acids. NCBI's taxonomy places the organism in Eukaryota, Metazoa, Arthropoda, Insecta, Hymenoptera, Orussidae. The transcript is spliced from 4 exons. The record is from RefSeq and is a predicted model, not a curated record.
GCUCUGUGUUGUGUGGCUGUGUUCGUGGCGAAGUACGUACCGGGACAACGAAGCUCCCAGACCAGCGGCCGGCUCUCGAGUUUGCUCCAUAGUGUGCUCUUGGCGGAAUACGUCCUUGGGUGUAUUUAUCGGUUACGUAAAGUCUUCAAUUCGAUUACGGAGGUAGCGCGAGCCGGCAGCAGGACGCCGGGUGCGAUCGAUUCCCCGAGGUGCGAGGUGCGACGCGAAGCGAAGCGCGCUCGGCCGAUUCGCUACGAGAAAUUCGGCGCGAUUAUCUACGCAGAGGUCCCGAAGCGUACGUGGCGCGUCCACCGUAAUUAGUUCCUCCCUGACCAGACGCGCGAUUAUGUGAUCGCACCUACUUGCGGCGAAAGACGUUGGCUCGAUAUUCACUCAAAAGGGAAAAUAGAGAGAGAAAGACGGAAAAUAAGGAGUCCUGAGAGGGAGAGAGCAGGGUGCGAGCUGGAGAGAGAGGGAGGAAGAGAGAGCGAGAGAGCGACGGAAAGGGGACAGAGUUUGGGAGGAUUUUCUGUUCCAUAAGUACACCCUUAUUCGGUCAAGGUAACGUCUACAUCGUAGCCAUGGGUAGGACGCCAAAGAAGGCUCCUGGGGGUGAUGAGAGAAAUUUAUACGUUCGGAGACUUAAAUCAACCAACGCCGCGUCGAGCUUGCCUGAGAAACGACGCGAGUCCGAGAAUCUCUACAGACCGAGAUUGAGCGGGGUGCAAAAGCGAAUACCCAUUCCAACAGCAAAAGCAUUUAAGAGCAAACUACGCAGUCCGGCUAAGACCGUUUUGGGUCACAUGCCGAAACACUCAAGUCGCCCCAUGAGCGCAAGCACAUCCGAGAAAGAAGAGAAGAAGUUGGGUUCAUCCGUGAAAAGCUCGAAGGGUCAGGCGUCGAAGAUGCGUCCCGAGUCGGAGGAGCCAGAGGUCCAGCUGAAGGUAUCGAUUCAGACGGAAGACAAAGUAGAGGGAUGCAGUACCAGCAAGGCGAACGAGACGGAGGAACCGACAGCAACUAAGGACGAAGUGAAAAACACGGCGGAAGAAGCACCUCCUCAGGAGGAGGCAGCUCCCGAAGAAGUGAAUGGCAGAGAGGACUCCGUCGAAGACACACCGGAGCCUCUAGAAAAUGCCCCAAAGAUAAAGGAACCCAAGGAAAAGACCAAAGAGACAGAAGAUGCCGAAGAAUGCGAGAUCAAGUUGAGCCUGGAGACCGAUGACAGUCAGUCGAAACCAGAAGCUGAACCGGCUGAAGAAGUAUCAAACGAGAGCGAGAAAGUUACCGAGAAAGUGGAGGAUCAGGUCGAAGAGAGCGCCGCGGUGCGGGAGAAGGAGGAGUUACAGAACGAUCUACCGACGGACACUGAGAGCUGCUCGCCGGAUGUCACGGAACUAGCGCCACCGGAGGUUUGCGAAACUAUCGAGCCUGUAACUACUUCCGAGGCCACUAAGGAGAAGGAAAAGACCGCUAACGAAGCUUCCUUUGUAUGCUACGAUUCCUCGAUAAUGCUGAAAGAUGUACAGAUCAAGCUCAACGACUGCUUGAAGGAUAACUCGAAGCUCUACGACACUAGCGCCACUGAGAACAGCUUGGCCGAAAGACACAGAGAGGAGUCAUUCGGACGCGCUUUGAGGAAUAUCUCUGGCAGGCAUUCCUUGAGUCGUAUGAGACACGUCACUCUGCGAGACUACAGACUAUCUCCGAAUAAUUCUUUAUACGUUAACACGUCCUCGGCAUCGAUCGCUCCCGAUGAACUAACCGAUUACAAGGUCCUGCAUCAUCGCACAGGCUUGACGAAUACUCUCUCUUGCAAUGGGAGUCCCAUGGAUCGUAAACGCAAACUCGACUCAACGAGUGAGGAAUCGGCCAAGAAGGCUAAAACUGGCUCGGAGAAUUUUCUCAAUUCUUCGAUUGGCUUACUUAAAGGGUUACGUAGGCCGAUCCAGGAAUCGACGCCUAACAGGGAAGCCUACACGUUCCGGUCGAGCAAGUCGAAGUUUGACGGCAUCGACAGCGAUGCUGAUCAUAUCUUGGUUGAUCAGGAAGUUAAGAACUCGUGGUGCAGUAUAAUGUAAGCGUUAGGAUUGCACAUGCCACGGUUGAGUCUUUUAUUUUAUUUUCUUCUUUUUUUUUAUUGUACGCUGUUUCGUUUAGUACUUUUCUCGUAGGGGGCGUUUAGUGACAGUUGUGUUGAACACUUUUCUAUUUCUUCUUUUUUUCUUUUUGGCGGCAGUGUACAAUUUUCACUCGAGGGUUGUCGAACUGGCAGAAGGUUGUAAAAAAGUUGUGGAUUGUGAGGAAAAAAAUGUAAGACGUAAUUUUAAAGGCAGACUAUUUUUUAGUGAUCGUUAGAUGAUACUUGUGGAUACUUCCGGCUUGAUGGGGAUGAAUACUAAAGUUUAGCGGUUGCAAGAGUUGAGGUUUUAUUCUAAGACAAGUAAUCAAAAGUUGAUGUUAAGAUUGUGUAAAAUGGGUAAAGGAUCGGAGAAGUGACUAGGAAUUUAGGGUAAAGUCAAGUUGCUGUUUAAUGAACAUACAAGAUUUAUAUUGUUUUGACGGAUUCAAGAAGUCGAAUUGAUUCGACGUUAGAAGAUGUUAAAUCUGAUGAUGUUUCCAAUCGUUACGAAGACACGAAUAUUCUUAUUUGAUGACGUUAAAAUGAGCUUGAUCGUUUGGACAAAUAUUUGCAAUUUUUCUUUUUUUUUUUUCUUGGAAAGUGAAAAUUGUUUAUUGUAGUCAAAGGAAUAAAUGUUUCUUCUGACUGUCACUGUAUGCUUCUCGCUUUGAGAGAAGUAGUAAGUGAGCUAGACAUUGUACAAUAGCUUGAGGGGUGAUUAGUGAUUCUGUAAUCGGUAAUCGAUGAGGAAGGUCCAAACGUUUCAUUAUACUUAAUAAGCUGCGUAUUUCACGCUGACUUAAAAAAUAUAUAUAUACAUAUAUAUAUUUUUUUUUGCGUAUGAUUGCAUUGCACUGAUUGCAACAUGUGUAAACUAGCUGUGGUCAAGUGUAUAAAAGAAUACUUUAAUGAUAAUCACACUUUAGCGCUUCGACUUCACCUCCAUGACUUCGAUGAAACUGAAUAAGGGAUUAUCGACAGACCAUUUUAAGCCUUUAUUAAUUUCUGACCGAAAGAUACAUCUUAGUGUAAGGUAUGCAUUAACGUUGCUUUUAGUUAAAACAGAAAAAAAAGAAGAAAAAUACGAAAUUGUUUUGUAUAAUAUCAACACACUAUCAAUAAUUGCCAAAUGCGUGGAACUCGGCGCACAUUAGCACGCACCUUAAUAUGCAUUUGACAAAAGCCUCUCCUUUUGUUAAACAAAGUCGUAAAAUUUUGUAUGGAAAACCGCAAUUGGCUCGUGUUUAGUUGUCGCGGUGACACCUGUAAAUACGUGAACUUAUUAUUUUAAGGGGCUAUACUGUGGACGUCGAAAAACUUACACACUUUUGACAAUUUUUUUUCUCAAAAAGUACUGCAUAUAAUGGCAGAAACUACUUUUUCCCAUGAAAGGUCCAAUGUAGGAGAAUACAGGGAAAUUUUUCCUUUUAGUAAAAAAUACAUAUUUAUUUAUUUAUUAUUAGAAACGUAGAGUAGUACAAAAAAAUUGUAGAUGGCGCUGGCCAUCGAAGCCCUCUUGGUGAUGUGAAAGGAAAAUUUCAAAAAGAUUCUUAAUCUGUAAGGCCGUCGCUAUCGUCUGUACUUCGAUUAAUGAUUUAUAUAAUGAAUUAACAAAAUGGCGGCGUUUUUUUUCCAAAAGAGUUAAAAAAAAUACAUUUUUUUGCACUAUAAUUGAGGUUAAAGUAUGAGUUAAAAUAAAAAUUUUACGAUGAUUGAGGGACGGACGAUUGCGACAUUACAGAAUAGGAAUCUUUUUGAAUUUCUUGUUUCAGAUCAUCAGGAGGGCUUCAAUCACCUGCGCCAGCAACAAUAUUUUCUUACUACUCUACGCUUGUAAUAAUUAAUAAAUAGAUAUGUAUUUUUUACUAAAAAGAAAAAUUUUCCUAUAUUGUCUUACAUUUCACCUGUCAUGGGAAACAAAAGUUUGUGCCAUUGUAUGCAGUACUUUUUGAGAGAAAAAAAAUGGUCAAAAGUGUGUAAUUUUUUCGACGUUCACAGUGGUAUAGCCCCUUAAUUUAAGGAUAAGACCUUGUCGACUGGUUGUCCCGAAUUCUUGCUUUUGCGAACAAAAACAGACAUGCAUUACGCUACUUUCUUUUAUCCUAAGUACAAAUACUAGCCGGUAGAACCAUUAAGCCACGUUCCCAUUGACGUCGAAAUUGUAUUUUAAAUCCAAUACCUCAUCGAUUGAUUAAGGCUGCCUGACCUUCGGAAGGUAUCGAGGAUUCCGAACAAUCAUCAGACCCUUUCUCACGACAUUGUCAUUCUCUUAAGGGGUUACACCACUUUGACCCACCCAAAAAUUACGGUUUUUCAAGAAUUUUUUUUUCAAGAAUUAAA